Molecule: messenger RNA, 2376 nt
Organism: Talaromyces stipitatus ATCC 10500
Lineage: Eukaryota; Fungi; Ascomycota; Eurotiomycetes; Eurotiales; Trichocomaceae
Product: ER membrane protein Wsc4, putative
Exons: 6
Coding region: 496-1587 (363 amino acids)
Source: RefSeq, a predicted model, not a curated record
CUACCAUCUGUCUCACCCUUUCGAUUGUCUGACAGCAAGGUACUCAGACAAUCAAUCUUUACUUUGUUACACCGAGCUCGUUUGCUCUUCUUCUCUCCGCGCGGUGUCUGUCCCAUCUCUUCAUCAUUUUCAUCAAUCUUCCGCGUCUUACCGGCUCCCACCACCAUCUAUUCUUCGACUACGACGAUCGAAUCUCGAUACUUAAUUGAUACUCGAAUCGGGCCCUGUUGAGCGGCUGCGAAGAUGCCGUUGGCGAUCUAUCGAUAUUGUUGUGUGUAAUACGUUUGCAAAUCCGGGCAAUUGGGCCUAACACCGACCGAGACCGUCGCGACCACCAAAGUUCCAACUGAUUUGACUUGAGACAUCGUCAACACGUGCGAUCCUCCGAUUUCGAGAGAAUUCCAUUGAUAUCGAUCACAUGAUACAGCACCUUGAAAACACCCAAACUACUCUCAAGUAACACGGGCAAGGGGACGGAAUAAUACCGGCAUAAAGAUGACUCUCCAAAGCAUGGUGCAUCUAGGAGUCGUCGCUCUUCUACUCGGCUCGUCUUCGGUCACCGCACUGACAAUCGAAUACUGCUCCAACGCAAACACCGCUUCAGAUAGUACACAAAAUACGAACAUAUAUCAGUCGAACGGAGCUUGUAAUUCGCUAUGUACUUCAGACUACGCCUUUGCGGUCCUCCAAGGCCAGAAUUGCUGGUGCUCAAAUUAUAUCCCUGCUUCAACAGUAAAUGUCACCGAGUGCAACUCUGGCUGUCCAGGCUAUCCGGAUGAUUUAUGCGGAAAUCCCGCCAAAGGUCUAUUCGGCUACAUCGCCAUGUCAAAUCACAAACCAUCCGGAACAGCAACCGGCAGAAUAGAUACUACCAGCACUGGAACCGCUUCUAGUUCCUCUUCAACCACUUCUUCGGAGAGCUCAGCCACUGAAACAUCCACAUCCGGACCCAAAACUGUCACUGUAACCGAGUCGGCUUCCACGGGGACGACUCUGGUAACAUCGGUGUCUUCUGGUACUUCUACCUCAUCAGAGACCUCGACUACCAUUGCUCCAACCAUCUCCAUUCAGACUAUAGCUGGCCAGCCCGUGACAAUCACCGUCUCAAAUUCACCGUCCGCCACCUCUUCUUCAGCGUCGUCCGAUCAUAAGAGCUCGUCAUUGAGUGGUGGAGCUAUUGCGGGUAUCGUUAUUGGAUCCCUUGUCGGCGUGGGAGCUCUAGCCGCCUUCAUACUGUGGUUCUUCUUCUUCGGACGUCGAGGCAACAGUGACAUUUCUGAAAAACCGGGCUCUCCAAAUGGAGGAAACGAUGGCAGCAUUGCAGGCGGAACUAUCGAUACACGGCGUCAAAGUCGAGGCUCACAGAUGAGCUUCAUGCGCAACUUUAUGGGUCCGGCCGGCCCAGCAGACCACGAAGUAUCACCUACCUCGCCUAACGACUAUCUCAAUCCGAACCAGGCAUUUAUUGACAAUCGCAUGAAAAAGGAUGCAGUUUUGUAUCCCAAUGGGGAUCGACUUAGCGCGGUGUCUCUUCGUGAUGACGAGGACUAUUCGCGCCCUGUUUUGAGGCUCACGAAUCCAGAUUAACUGAUUGAUUGCGUUUCUCGAUUCCUCAUUUUUCUUGCAUACACAUCCCGGCACAGCGCAGCGAAGCACUGUUUUUAUCUAUGAUACCCGUCCCGGUUGCUCCGGAACUUCACCAUUCACUGCCUUUGCAAGCCGUUUCUCUCACUUUCCUCUGACUGGAGUUGGCUAAUGUCGAACCCGUCUUUAUCAAUCCUGAAUGAGAAUCUUUGUCACUGCAAAGGGUAACAUCGUUUUUCUUCGAGCAUAUAAAUAUUGCGCCUGUUUGUUUUUUCUUUACCCCUCGCUUUUCCCAUCUGUUUUCCAAAAUUUCCAGCAGGAACGGAGAAUUCGACCUCAUCCUGUAAUGGCGUUUGGGUUUGGGUUUGGGUUCGGACUUGAUUGAAAUGAUAUAGAUUCUGAAGCUUUUUUCUUUUUUAUUGUGGAAAGUAUACGAACAGAACCACCUUUGAUGACCACCAUAACUACUUGUAUUCUAGUUUGUUUAAUAAUUAUAACUUAUUAACAUAACUAUUGAUGGAUCGGACUGUUGGAGAAUAUCCAUGGGAAAUCACGUCGAAACUACACUCCGAAAGAGGUAUAACGCCAGAAUGUCCGCUUCACGCUAAGCUCUGACUCGUAUCGAUAUUUAAAGGCGCGUCGAAAUAUACUUUCCAGUAUAUGGUUCUGAAAAGCACCGUACAUGGCCUUGCUGUACUCCCAAUACUCAGUCAUAUAACCGGCACACUCCCAGUCAACAAUCCCACUAAGCCGUCCACGAUGAACAAGAAGAUUAGUGCAGUGGCAAUCGCA